AUGUGCAAAAACUUCAAGAUUGUCGUGAGAAAGCUACAAACUUGCUGCUUGUUCACUAGAUUCUCCAAAAGGGUAGGGCAUUGUGGUGAGUUCGAGGAAGAGGGUAAUGCGGGUGAUGCUGUGUGGAUGAUCCCAAGUGAUGUGAAGGAAGGGCAUGUCGCGGUGAUUGCUGUUAAAGGAGAGAGAGCUAAGAGGUUUAUUUUGGAGCUUGAAGAGUUGAACAAACCUGAGUUUUUGAGGCUGCUAGAGCAGGCAAGGGAGGAGUUCGGGUUCCAACUCAGAGGUCCUCUGACCAUUCCCUGCCAGCCGGAAGAAGUACAGAAGAUUCUACAGGGAUGUAGAGAGUCUUGA
Messenger RNA from Capsella rubella, 351 nucleotides. RefSeq names its product auxin-induced protein X15. Lineage: Eukaryota; Viridiplantae; Streptophyta; Magnoliopsida; Brassicales; Brassicaceae. The record is from RefSeq and is a predicted model, not a curated record. The transcript has a single exon. Gene Ontology annotation, biological process: response to auxin. The coding region runs from base 1 to 351 and encodes 116 amino acids.